Messenger RNA from Rhizophagus irregularis DAOM 181602=DAOM 197198, 814 nucleotides. The record is from RefSeq and is a predicted model, not a curated record. NCBI's taxonomy places the organism in Eukaryota, Fungi, Glomeromycota, Glomeromycetes, Glomerales, Glomeraceae.
AUGGCUUCAACAAGUGAGAGUGGUGUUAGGAUUGCAGUUGAUCCUAAUGACAUACUUGAUGAUGAAGAUAAAAAACAACCUAUUUUAACACUUAUGGAAGAAGUUCUCUUGCUAGGUUUAAAAGAUAAACAGGGUUACCUCUCAUUCUGGAAUGACAAUAUUUUUUAUACUUUAAGAGGGUGUAUUCUUAUGGAACUUGCGCUUCGUGGUCGAAUAGCCAUGACUAAAGAUUCAAAUCGUCGAAAAUGUCCACUUUCAGAUAGGAUCAUAGAGGUCCUUGAGGAUAAGUUGACAGGAGAAGUAUUUUUAGAUGAAGCAUUAAAAUUGAUGAAAAAUAGUGAACCUAUGAGCGUUGGAAAUUGGAUUGAUCUAAUGAGUGGAGAAACUUGGAAUGUAAUGAAGAUUGGAUAUCAAUUAAAACAAGUACGGGAAUGUUUAGCAAAAGGAUUAGUAGAUAAAGGGAUUUUAAGAACCGAAAAAAGAAACUUUUUACUUUUUGAUAUGGCAACUCAUCCUGUUAGUGAUUCUUCGACAAAGGAAGAAAUUGUUAAUAGAGCUAUUCACCUUUUGUUAAAUCAUGAAUUAAGAGAAAAAGCAUAUACAAAAGUUGAUGAAUUAUUAAGUGAAUAUUCUACUCAUCCUUUUUCUAAAAAAGUUAAAGCUGAUAUUCCUGAAGGAAAAGAAUUACAGGUUGAAGUAGUGUUCACCGUUUUAAAUGUUUUUACAAAGAUGGAUAGUAUUUUGUAGAAAAAAUGUAUCAUUAAUUUAUUUUAUUAUUAUUUGGAAAGGAAUAAGGUAAAAUUUGUUUUGUAAA